AUGAAAGUCAACAGCGGACACCAUAGCGGACACCCUAAUCGCAACAUCCGUUACUAUGACAGCGAAGGGAAUGAUUAUGACAAAAAAGAAGGUGGCGAACCAAUUUUGGGCGAAUUGCCUUACCCUAAUAAGUCGAGCGCAGUGCUUAGGGUUAAAUCAGUCAAGUGCAGCACUUAGGGUUAAAUCAGUCGAGUGCAGUGCUUAGGGUUAAAUCAGUUGAGCGCAGUGCUUAGGGCUAAAUCAGUCGAGUGCAGUGCUUAGGGCUAAAUCAGUCGAGGGCAGUGUUUAGGGCUAAAUCAGUCGAGUGCAGUGCUUAGGGUUAAAUCAGUCGAGUGCAGUGCUUAGGGUUAAAUCAGUCGAGCGCAGUGCUUUGGGCUUAAUCAGUCGAGUGAAGAGCUUAGGGCUAAAUCAGUCGAGGGCAGUGUUUAGGGCUAAAUCAGUCGAGGGCUGUGGUAACUUAUCCUCGCUUGAAGUUACAGUUGAGUGGAUAUAGUAAUGAAACAGGUUAAAGUUCGAGAGACCAUAGUGACGUCACCCACCAUUUGCUGAUUCAGCAGAAAUUGUUUCUAUUUUUAGACGAUGACGUCAUUAUUUUGACUAGAACAGGUAUAAAAGACGGAUACCAACCAUGAAAAAUCAUUUGAGAUCAUUGUGUUCUUGUGUAAAGAUCGAUCAUGUGCAAAGCAACGUAUCCACGAGCUUGUCCUACAUGCGGGAAGACAAUCAAGAACAGGGGAAAUUUCUUUCGUCAUAAGAAACGUUGUGGGACUUCAGAGCAUCGCGUUCAAUGUCUACACUGUCAUAAGACAUACUCAAGAAAAGACGAUUUGAAGAAACAUGUUCGUAAGGUCCAUUCCGAAGCAGGAAAGCGAAAAGCAGAAGAGUCGGCUGAACUAUUACGCCUUGAGUUAUUGCAUUCAGACAAAGUUCCAACACUAGUCAGUGAUGAAAGUCAGCAGGGUGGCGCUGUGAGUACUCGAAGUAUGAAAAAAGACCCCGAGAGUGUAAAGGAGGACCUAAAACCUAUGAAAGACGAAACACGGGCAGUUAAAAGAAAAUUAGAAGACGACAUGGACAUGUCUCACCAGUUGGAUGAUGGCAGUGACGACUUUUUGGUAGAGAGAGCCAAUCGUUUAGAGCUGUCUGAGAAUCCUUUGUUCAAAGCCAAUCUCACGUUUCUACCAUACAAACGGCAGGGUUUGAAGGGUGCAGUCAAGAAAGAACAAUUUUCCGUCACGUUUGAUCAGUUACGUAAACCCACAGAAGAGGAAUCAUUGGGAGAGGGUUUGUCAGAGUCCCUGUUUGAAGCGGUAAGGAACACGAUCCUAAACGAAAACCUGCAGGAUUCAACAAAAGUUCAUCUGACUUUAACCUCAAAGGAACAUUCCAACGGCACUGUAAAUUCGGGAUAUUUAUUCCACGUAAAAUAUGGCAUCCCAGUCCAAGAGUUUGUGAAACGUGGUGAUUAUGUACAUGCUAUGUUCGAGUCACUGGCAAGAAAAAUGAAUAGCGCUCAAAAUAUGAAUCCAGCCAUUGGGUUCAAUGCCACUCUCACAUUUAUCACCUACCCUGACAAAGGAGGCAAAGGUAGAGCUUCUAAAAAUCCAAACAGAUUACCCUUUGAUUUGAUGCACAAAAAGAAAGACUCUAUGAUCAAGAUCAAAAACACAGAUGACUUAUGUUGCGCCCGUGCAAUCAUAACGAUGAAAGAGUACGUGGAUGGCGAUCGUGACAAGCAAUAUGAUAAUCUACGAAGAGGUAGACCUAUUCAGGAACGCCUAGCUAAGCAGCUUCACCAAGACGCGGGUGUACCAGAAGGCCCGUGUGGUUAUGAGGAACUAGAAAAAUUUCAAGCGUUUCUAGGACCCCAAGGCUACAAAAUCAUCGUGGUAGAUUACGUCUCUUGUGCCUGUCUUUUUCAAGGCAAAGUGGAUCAGCACAGCAAAGUCAUUUAUUUGCUUAAACACGAGAAUCACUACAAUGGUUUAAGAAGCAUGAUUGCUUUUUUGAAUCGGUCCUACUUUUGCCCUGAUUGCUGUAAAGGGUAUGAUGUAGACGACGCAGCAAACCAUUCUUGUAGAGGUCGUAAUUGCACUAGUUGUCAGCGCACACGUUCUCAGAAAAAUAAAGGAGGCUGCCCAGAUUUUUCCCCAGGCAAGAAACGUAUCAUUCACUGCAAAGACUGCCAGCGUGAUUUCUAUGAUCCAGACUGUUUCAAAGCCCAUAAAGAACCAAAAGGCAAGAAAAAAGUCAGUCUUUGUCAGAAACUAAAGAAGUGUCUAAAAUGCUGUAAAGUUUAUAAAAUGAAUCCAAAGCAGCAACACAAAUGCUACCACGACACUUGCCGUCACUGCCAUGAAUUUGUUGAAAUAUACAAUCACAAAUGUUACAUCCAACGUGUUGAAGAGGCAGACGAUGAGGAACACGAUGAUGAUAAUGAUGACGAGGAAAAGAAGCUACCACCUCUCAUGGUGUUUGCUGACAUCGAAUGUUUGAUAAAACCCACAGAGCAGGGAAAGCAGUUAUUCAUAGCAGAUUUGAUUCGAUAUGCUACUGAAGAAGAUCCACACAAUGUUUCUCAUGCCUUUAGUGGCGAAACCUGCAUUGAACAGUUCAUUCAAGCCAUGAAUCAACUAACAGAAGUGGGAGACAAACAGCGCGAUUUAUUUAUCAUUUUUCACAACCUCAAGGGUUUUGAUAGCAACUUUAUCAUCGAGGAACUUUACCGUAAGGGUAUUAAGGUGGAAAACCAGCUGACGACGGGCGCCAAAACCCUGAAGUUUCAUUACUGGUAUCUGGACGCCAUGAUUACCUUCAAAGAUUCACUUUGUUUUCUCCCAAUGCCACUGGCCGAGUUGCCUGAAACAUUCAAUUUCGUCGAGCUUCAUAAAGGUUUCUUUCCGCAUGCGUUUCAUACAAGAGAGAGUUUAACUUACAGGGGUCGUCUACCGGCAAGACACUAUUUUCAGCCACAAGCAAUGAAGCAAAAGAAACGAAAAGAGUUUGACACUUGGUACGCGACUGAAUUGGCAAGGAAUGAAGAAUAUAUCCUCUGGGAGGAGUUAAACAAGUACUGCCAUUCUGAUGUAAUGGUCUUGAAAGCUGCCUGUCUGAAGUUUAUACAAGAAUUUAAAGAGGAAGCAGGGUUUAAUGCUAUAGAAAAAUGUGCCACCAUUGCUUCUGCAUGCAAUUUAUUCUGGCGAAGAGAUCUUAUCCCCAAGGAUACCAUUGCCAUAGAACCAUUGAAUGGCUGGUGUGGUGCUAAUGUGAAUCAAAGUACAGCAGCACUAGAAUGGUUAUGUUUUGAAGAUUUUAAACUAGGAGAAAAUAAACUACGCCAUGUCCGCAACGGGGGAGAGCAAAAGGUGAUCACACAAGGCGAGGCUCUGUUUGUCGAUGGCUAUGACGAAACUACCAAAACGGUCUAUGAAUUUCAUGGUUGCUUUUAUCAUGGGUGUGUUAAAUGUUUCCCAAACCAUCGCUACAGGAAACACAAUUGUCAUCCAGAUCGUACCAUCUCAGAAAUCUAUGAAGCCACCUGUAAAAAGACACAGAAGUUACGUCAAGCAGGCUAUACGGUGAUUGAGAAAUGGGAGCAUGAUUUUGAGAUUGAGAAGAAGACAAACCCCACUCUCAUGGAAUUUUUGACGACCUUUCAGCUGUCUGGGCCAUUGAACCCUAGAGAUAGCUUCUUUGGUGGUAGAACCAAUGGAGUGCGUUUACAUUGUGUUGCAGCAGCAGGAGAAGAAAUUCGCUAUGUAGACAUCAAUUCGCUUUACCCGUACGUCAACAAAACAAAAACGUAUCCAGUGGGUCACCCCGAGAUUUUGGUCAAUCCAACAAAUCAAGAUAUUGGCAGCUACUUUGGCAUAGCAAAAGUCAAGAUUCUCCCACCACCCCAUUUGUAUCAUCCAGUACUCCCCGUCCACAUUGGUGGCAAACUCAUGUUUCCUCUAUGUACACAAUGUGUAAAGGAAGAAUUGGAAAAACAAUGGUUGACUCGUACAGCGGUUUGCACCCACACUGCAGAGGAACGCUGUAUAACGGGCACUUGGUGCACACCCGAGUUGCAGAAAGCUGUGGACCUUGGUUACAAGAUCCUAAAAAUUCACGAGGUGUGGCAUUUUUCUGAAAAUCAGCGCAAAGAG
Porites evermanni is the source of this 4148-nucleotide messenger RNA. The record is from the annotation of a GenBank genome assembly. Lineage: Eukaryota; Metazoa; Cnidaria; Anthozoa; Scleractinia; Poritidae.